This is a messenger RNA of Anolis carolinensis (green anole), 1178 nucleotides long. RefSeq names its product 16 kDa beta-galactoside-binding lectin. The record is from RefSeq and is a predicted model, not a curated record. Bases 521 to 928 code for a protein of 135 amino acids. Gene Ontology annotation, molecular function: carbohydrate binding; laminin binding. The transcript has 4 exons. NCBI's taxonomy places the organism in Eukaryota, Metazoa, Chordata, Lepidosauria, Squamata, Anolidae.
UGGAGUUAAACUGGCAUGCGGAGCCUCCGCUGUCCCUCUAGGCUCCGGUUCUUCCUUGCCAAUGGGAGUGAUAUGCGUUUCCAAGCCUCUCGCCUUUCUUUUCCUGCGUGUAUCACAAACCUGUGGGCCUGCCUUUCUGUCCCGGCUGGCACUCGGGAGCCAGAUCAAAGAAACAAUGAACAACGGCAUCUGAGUGCCAGCCAGGACAUUGCUGCUAUCGAUUGCAAAAGGAAGGAGGAAGGGGAAGGCACACCAGUUGCUUUCCUUUAUUAUCAGCAUCCCCAUUCAUUCUGAACAAGCUGGCUUUUUUGCUCUCCUCUCCCCAUAUUCUCCUCCUUGUAUUUCUGGAAAUCUGAACCUCCCUUUUGGUCAUGUGCUGCUCUUUUCUGGGUUACUUAAAGGCAGCUGGGGGCUCCUGGACAACUGAUUCUCCCUUCAGACAGCUGGGCACUUUCUGUUCCUUUUUUGCCUGAGUGCGAAGUGGGUUUCUUUCCUAGCUGACCUCUUGUGAGACUGCAUCAUGGAGUGUGGAGUGGUGGCUACUCAUCUGAAAGUUUGCCCUGGAGAGGCUGUUCAAGUGGAAGGCAAGAUCUUGCCAGGUUGCAAAGGUUUUGAGGUGAAUCUGGGCAAGAACUGUGAGAAUCUGGUGCUUCACUUCAACCCUCGGUUUGAUUGCAAAGGAGACGCCAACACCAUUGUGUGCAACUCCAGGAGAGACGGAGUGUGGGAAGACGAGGAACGAGACACCCAUUUUCCUUUUGAACAAGAUAGCAACUUCAAGGUUUCCUUCACUUUCGAUACCAGUGAGAUAAAAGUGAAACUGGAGGAUGGCCAUGAGAUUCCCUUCCCAAACCGGCUGGGUCUUGAUGUCCUCGAAUAUGUUGCAGUGGAGGGAGACUUCAAAAUCCAAGUCCUCAGAUUUGCCUGAUGGAACCACCUAUUCCCACAGUCUUCCUACCCUAGGUGACUGAAUAAAGUCUUUCAGUGCUUUGGGAACAGGCUUCUUAACAUGUGUUUGCAAAAUUGAAUGCUUUAUGCAUCUCCUUUUAUUGUUGGCCCAUGGCUCUCUCAACUGAGAUCUCUUGCUUGCUUGCAUCGGCUACAAUGGGCCGUUUGGAGAACUGGCUCAUUUUAUAUAAAAUAAAUAUCAUGGUUUGCCAUGUUGCCAUGAAAAUGUA